UUUUAUAAUCUACAUUCAAUCCCCAUCUGCGAAACGAUUCACAUGUAGACGAACAAACAAACAAACAAGUGAACGAUGUCUUCGAAACUCACCAUUCUGACAUUCACCGCCAUUAUUUCUAUUGGCUAUGGUUUCACUAUAAGAGACAUAUGGGACUAUUUAUUAGGAGGCGGCUACUCCCAGUACCCGUACGGUCAACAUCCAGGCCAGUAUCCCAGUGGACCAGGAGUAUAUCCUGGAGGACAAUAUGGGGGCCAAUAUGGGGGACAAUAUGGCGGGCAGUAUGGAAACUAUCAUCCCGGGUUAGAAGGUCCGCCUGGUGCUCAUCCCGGCUGCCCGCUUUGUGACAUGUCCGUAUACAGCUAUUGCUCUCGUAAGCAGGCACACGAUUCCUGUUGCUGUGAAAAUUCUGGAUAUCAACAAUUCUCUUGCCGAAGGACUGAUUGUAAAUUCUUGUACGCGAAUUCCUGUGAAGAAUACCACCUGAUAACAAACUGUUGUUGUGUUGAUUUACAAAAGAGCGCUAUAGCUCCAUCUAUAGUAGCUGCUCCUGUUGUCGCUUAAGCCACCGACAAGAGAUUUAAAGUCAAAUUAGUAUAACAUAAUUUACAUAAUCAUCGAUAUAAUUAAAAUUAUUCUUAAGUAAGAGUUACGUUAUUGAUAGGAAAAUAAAGUCUAAAAUUCCCAAUCAAAAUAAUAUUAGCAUAUUGCUUUAUGUCAUUAGUCAUUUACAUCAUCAUUUUCAUUUCAUUACC
Messenger RNA from Vanessa atalanta (red admiral), 755 nucleotides. Its product is annotated as protein suex-1. The transcript is spliced from 3 exons. NCBI's taxonomy places the organism in Eukaryota, Metazoa, Arthropoda, Insecta, Lepidoptera, Nymphalidae. Bases 76 to 564 code for a protein of 162 amino acids. The record is from RefSeq and is a predicted model, not a curated record.